UGGUUGAGCAGGUGAUCUCCCUGGCACUCAGAUCCUUUCACAAAAGGAAAGGUGCUGCUAGGAACAAGUUUAGAGGAGCCACUGCCUGUGUCAGAAGGCACAUGGGACCAAUCAACUCGUGAGCUGCUGAGUGACACCAUGAGUCCUGCCUCUGAGACUUUUGUUAUUUUUUCCCCUCAACCUACUUCAAUUGUUUCCACAACUUGGUCACAGACUCGGACAAGUUGCCAGAGAUCUACAAGCACGUCCCACAGCCCGGAGCAAGCUCCUCUGCGCUUCACUAAGUCACACCUGGGACUUUAGGUGGGUGACAGAGCCAUGGAGGAUUAAUAAGCAAGAAAAAGGUACUGGUAAAUCAGAUUAUCUGCCCUGUCAGGACCAGCCAGCAGGACUAUCCAUAUCUCCUGACUGAAAGCUCCGCAAAGGCUGUCUAAAACAAAAAGAGAAGAUAUUAGGCACUUCGCACUGCUCCUGACCACUGCUCUUCUUUCCUGCACUCCUAAAACCUCUGAUUUGUCCCCUCUGCUUUCUUGUUGCCAUGGAGAAGGUUCAACACAUAACCCGCUCUGCUCUGAGGAGAGCCUCAACUAUUGAGGUCAACCCACAAGCACGACAAAGGCUCCAAGAGCUCUUUGUGAAUUUCUGCCUGAUUUUAAUUUGCCUCUUGCUGAUCUGUAUCAUUGUGAUGCUUAUCUGAAGUUCCAGCGCUUCUCUGCACUGUCCUCUAGGAAAGUCACCCCAGGGGGAAGAGAGACCUACACCUGCAACUCCCAGUGCAAGGAUCCUCAUGUGACAGGGGCUAGCACUUGGACUAGAGGGUGUGCCAACCGGUGCCCUGCUAUCUUACUGCCUGCUACAUGUAUUAAAGCCACGUUUUCUGUGCAGAACAGUGUUUAGAGCCUGUAGUUACAAAGCUGUGCAUGACUCAAUUUGUCAGUCUCAAUCAAGAGCGUGGGGUAAAGUAUGGGCAAAUCAGAUUAUCUGCUCCCAUCAGUAACAGCCAGCAGCUGGUAAAUUCAGUGUUUUAGUUAGAUAAACAGCACCACCACUUUUUGGGGGCCUAAGUGUUUUCAGGCUUCUCUAAAAAUUUUUAAGCGCUUGGAAGGGUUCCAAAUUUGGACCAUUCCUGCUCAAAGAGGAGCUUACAGGUACACGGCCCUCAACACAUCUUGGGAAAAUUUCUGCUCUGCUUAGUUCAAGGUGCUGCAUUUCCGCAUUAUCACCUGAAGGCAUUCAAAUUGUUUAAGUGUUUUUCAAAGGAAUAUGAAAAUAAACCAAAAAUCUCUUCUAAUCCAGAAAGAAAAACUAUUUCAUAUGUUUUUCUCCCUAUUUAAGGGAUCUUAUAUAUGUGACAUCUGGAAAGAUUUUUCAUUAUGUUUUGCAGAAAAAAAUUGACACUACUGUAACUGAUAUCAAAAAUUCUGUUUUCCACAGUCAUUUAACUGACAUGACAACUGGCACAACUUGGAUUCUCAGAGUUCUUAAUAUUUGCCUUUAGACAACUUAAUUAAGGCCUGUUCUAAUUUAUGUAAUAAUUUCCUUAGUUUAAAACGACAAAAACCUUGGAAUAUGCCAAUGUCACAUGAGGUGACUUAUAUCUAAUGUGGCAAAGAGAAAAGCCUAGAUCACUAUUACUGCUGUGACUGAAGUGCAUCCAUACAAAUACAAGUAACAUCUCCACCUUCCGCUGCAAAUUCCUGCUAGAGAACAUGCAAGUAGCUUCCUAAAAUAAAUGACAGAUAAAAAAGUAAGUUAUAAAGAAUGAUGCACAGGAGGGGAAACCACUGCAGAAACAUCUUUCCAACACGUAAACCAUAGGCUAUAUACAUAAAAGACGACACUUCUACUCCAGCAAUUGUGAGUAACAAGACUGAGGAGAAAACUUCCAACCCUAUUACAAGUAAAAUUCCUAGAAAUUUGAUACACUUUUCAAAUUUAAAGAAAGCUCAAGAAUCAACAGACCAAGGUCAGACAGACAUCCAUUUUUAAAAGAGAUAGCCUUCUAUUCCAUUCUAUGUAAACAUUCUUACUGACGAAUACAGAAAAUCAAAACAAGCUUAUCUUGUACUCUGCUUUUAAGACUUAGUAUUUCAUCAGUAGAAGUUGACAAUGAACAGCUGAGUAGGAAGGGAAGAAAUCUUUGAAAGAAUUCUGUAUUCAUUGAAAUGCAAGCAAAUCCAGUGGUGAUGAAUUUCCUAUCUGGUGAGUAGGUAUGUUGAGACCAGACUCCGAAAUAAGGUUAACAGCUAGGGGAAAUUAGGAUAGUUACUGCAUGACGAUUAGGGCAAGCACUGGUGAGACUGGCAACACAUCCCCACACUUGCAAGAUAGUAUAUGAGCAUUACUGAUUUGAACUGUCAGUGUAAAUCUCAAUUUCCAUUUCAUACAUUCUGACCACUCUCACAAACACAUGAGAUUUUAGCAAGCGUAUUUCCCCUUUUAAUCCUACUUCAUUUUCUUGUUUUCUCAAAUCUGUAUUUUUGUGAUGGAUAGAGUUUCUAGCUUCAGCUUGCUUUGGAUGUGUUUCAAGAGACUUCAACUGGAAAUAGACAACAGUUUUGAACAGUACUGAACAUUUGCUGAAGAAAAAAGUGUUAAGAGUAAAGCAUCAGCUUUUAUAUUCUGAGGACAUGUUUGGAUUAUAGGUUUCACAAGCCAAUAAUAAAAAGGAGUCAGAGUAAAGCAUUGCUAAAAAACAUAGCUCAAUAUAAACAAACCCUCCACCCUCCUCCUAUGUACCUGAAAACCCGUAACUUAUUUUAAAACAAUAACCAAACAAGAAUAAAGCCAAAUUAUCAAUAAACUGGAAGCCCUAUGCAAUUUUACAGCAAUGCAGAUAUAUUGCCUAUACUGUUCAUUUGUCUUAGGCUUCUGUUGAUCAGAAAAUCUGCUACUAUCCUCGAUAUCACCAAUUGUCAACUGAACCCAGAGAUUUAAAAAAAAUCCCCUUUUGUACAUAGUACAAUCUUCUUUGUAGACUUAUAUAAGCUUUAAAAAUAAUAUCUACUGUAUUUUUAUUUAAUAAAAGGACUGCUUGAAAAAUAUUAAUGCAUAAAAUAUAUCCAGUUCUGUUUAGAAAGAAGCAUCCAUUCUAUUACUUACUUAUUACAGUUAUGUGAAAAAAAUCUAGUCAUCACACAGCUUUCUAAUUCUCUACAUCUCUGUUUAUUCUGUUUUGGUUUUCAAGAGUAGUCUUCGCUGUUUUGCGAUCUCCAGGUCACUUACACGCACCUGAUUCCCACUCAGUAGGUAGAGCUUUUAAGUUUGUAAGUAUUCCCAAUGAAUUUUAUGCAAGUGUAAUCAAAAAGUUCACCACUUUUAUGACCCAUAAUAAAAAUUGCAAAUAUGUACAGCA
Corvus hawaiiensis (hawaiian crow) is the source of this 3355-nucleotide messenger RNA. RefSeq names its product phospholamban (gene PLN). The transcript is spliced from 4 exons. The coding region runs from base 539 to 697 and encodes 52 amino acids. Gene Ontology annotation, biological process: negative regulation of heart rate; negative regulation of ATPase-coupled calcium transmembrane transporter activity; negative regulation of calcium ion import into sarcoplasmic reticulum. Gene Ontology annotation, molecular function: ATPase inhibitor activity. NCBI's taxonomy places the organism in Eukaryota, Metazoa, Chordata, Aves, Passeriformes, Corvidae. The record is from RefSeq and is a predicted model, not a curated record. Gene Ontology annotation, cellular component: sarcoplasmic reticulum; membrane.